UGACUUCGCAGUCGCAAUACACAGAGACUUUCUCUCAAACAUGGAGGAAGAAAACAAGCCAGGCAAGUCUGAUGAGUCGGAGAACUGGAUUCAAAGCUCGAGAGAUCCUACACAGCCGCCGGAGAAUUUAGAGUCUGCCGGCGCAGGAGGUGGAGGUGGAGGCGCUAGGUACAAGCUGAUGUCUCCGGCGAAGCUCCCGAUCUCGCGGUCGGCGUGUAUCACGAUCCCUCCGGGUCUUAGUCCGACCUCAUUUCUUGAGUCUCCGGUUCUGCUAUCUAAUGUCAAGGCUGAGCCUUCGCCUACAACAGGUUCAUUUAAUAAGACCCAAUUGGUGCAUGGUUCGGUUGGCUUGAAUUCCUAUUCAGUGCAUACAGUUGGCUCCAGGACCUUCACAGAAAGAAAAUCAAGCUUUGAAUUUUGGCCCCAUGCUAGAUCAAAUAUGGUGCAUGCAGGUUUGAACCACCAGAAAAGUGAACUAUCUGUCCCAACCCAAGGUCAUUGUUCUUCUCCACUUGCAUCACCACCUUCAAUUAAAAGUGAGCACGCAAUGUCCUCAAAUGAGUUGAGUCUAUCAUCACCUGUUCAUAUGGUUACAUCAGCAGCGAGUCCAGCUGCCGAAGUUGAUUCAGAUGAACCAAACCAGAUAGGAAUUGUGAACAGUGGGCUCCAGGCAUUACAAACUGAUCAUAAAGGUGGAAGUGGGGCUUCUGCGGCAUCUGAUGAUGGAUAUAACUGGCGUAAAUAUGGACAAAAGCAUGUUAAGGGAAGUAAAUUUCCUCGCAGCUAUUACAAAUGUACACAUCCUAACUGUGAAGUGAAGAAGUUAUUUGAACGAUCUCAUGAUGGACAUAUAACGGAGAUUAUUUACAAGGGAACACAUGAUCAUCCCAAACCUAUACCUGGACGCCGAUAUAAUGCUGGUUCUGCCAUGUCCACUCAGGAUGAAAGGGCUGAUAAGGUUUCAUUUGUAACUGGUCAAGAUGGUCAGGAAGACAUCUCCCUUGGCAUAUAUGGCCUGAUAUCUCAAACUGUCGAGCAUAAUGCUACCCCUGAACUUUCUCCUGGUACUGCAAACGAUGAUAGUCCUGAAGGUGCAGAGGUUGAUGAUGACGAUCCCUUCUCGAAACGGAGGAAGAUGGAUAUUGAAGGAAUUGAAGUCACUCCAGUGGUUAAGCCCAUCCGAGAGCCACGUGUUGUUGUUCAAACUCUGAGUGAGGUUGAUAUUCUGGAUGAUGGGUACCGUUGGCGCAAAUAUGGACAGAAAGUGGUGAGAGGGAAUCCUAAUCCGAGGAGUUAUUACAAGUGCACAAAUGCUGGAUGCCCUGUCAGAAAACAUGUGGAGAGAGCAUCACAUGAUCCAAAAGCAGUUAUAACCACGUACGAAGGAAAACACAAUCAUGAUGUACCAACUGCGAGGAAUAGUAGCCAUGGCAAUGCUGCACCAUCAAUGAUGAACGGACCUUCAAGGAUUAUAUCACAAGAAAGCAAUGCAAUUAGCCUUGAUCUUGGUGUCGGAAUAAACUCUGCUGCUGAACAUCGAUCCAGUGAGCAGCAACAACCACUGCAUCCUCACGGCAUGCAAAGCCAAACCCAAACUAGCUGUUCCAUUUUCACAAUGGGGCAGGCAACACCAGUCGCUCCUUACUAUGUUCUGAACGGUGGUGUGCAUCAGUAUGGAUCUAGAGAAAACCCAAGUGAAGGCCGGAGUCUUGAAAUCCCAACGUUAAACCAUUCUUACCCGUAUCCGCAAAAUACAGGAAGGUUAUUAACUGGUCCAUAAAUUUGUUUACAGUGAAGCAAAUGAAAUAAAAAUUUCUGUGGAUUUUUUUCUUGCUUUCCUAGUUGGUAGAAUACUAGAAUAUAGCGUGGCCUAGAAUCAGAACUGGAAAGUAUCAGUUGUCCUUAAUGUUCUAGUUUACUGAGAACUGAUCCAGCUACUAACGUAUAACUAUGUCGCGGAUUGCCUCUGUGUAUUACAUUUCUAUGAGCUUGAUUACCCUUGUAUAAAUAUGAAAAUAAUACAGGUAUUAUCUGAUGAAAGAAACUUUUUU
Tripterygium wilfordii is the source of this 2051-nucleotide messenger RNA. RefSeq names its product probable WRKY transcription factor 20. The transcript is spliced from 6 exons. The coding region runs from base 41 to 1780 and encodes 579 amino acids. Gene Ontology annotation, biological process: regulation of DNA-templated transcription. Gene Ontology annotation, molecular function: sequence-specific DNA binding; DNA-binding transcription factor activity. Lineage: Eukaryota; Viridiplantae; Streptophyta; Magnoliopsida; Celastrales; Celastraceae. The record is from RefSeq and is a predicted model, not a curated record.